Messenger RNA from Lotus japonicus, 1840 nucleotides. RefSeq names its product DNA repair protein XRCC2 homolog. Lineage: Eukaryota; Viridiplantae; Streptophyta; Magnoliopsida; Fabales; Fabaceae. Gene Ontology annotation, cellular component: Rad51B-Rad51C-Rad51D-XRCC2 complex; replication fork. The transcript is spliced from 10 exons. The record is from RefSeq and is a predicted model, not a curated record. Gene Ontology annotation, molecular function: ATP-dependent DNA damage sensor activity; ATP binding; DNA binding. Gene Ontology annotation, biological process: double-strand break repair via homologous recombination. The coding region runs from base 136 to 1209 and encodes 357 amino acids.
UUUAGUCGGGUAGGGUUAGAUUCGUAUUGAGAAGAAGGUAGCCAUUACCGCCAAGUAUAAUAGAAAUGAGCGGGAACGUGUAUAUGAAAGACUAAAAGCGAAUGAGAAUUUGAGAAUUGAGAUUCAGAAGAAGAAAUGAACGAGAAAGACAGAGAUGAAGAAGUUCAAAGGUGGAUUCGCGUCGACGAAAGCGGCAGUGACAUGCUACGCAGAGUCCAGAGAGUGCGACCUUUCUUGCUUCCACCACCGCUUCACCGUGUUCCUCUCCGCGCCGGCAACGUCCUCGAACUCCUCGGUCCCUCCCCUUCCGCCAAAACCCACAUCCUCAUUCACGUCAGUAACCACUUCUCCCCUUCCUUCAUCGCAAUCCCCCAAUUUCACUCCAUUCUUCAAUUUCAGGUCGCAAUCAGUUGCAUUCUUCCCAAACACUGGAAAGGAAUCCACUACGGAGGUUUCGACCAUGCCGUGCUUUUUCUUGAUCUCGAUUGUCGAUUUGAUAUUCUGCGUUUCUCACAAAUCCUCAUUCAUCGGAUCACUCAACCUCGCCAUCAGGGGGAAGAAGCUGGUGAGAAUUAUGAUAAAGCUUUGUAUGAUAUGUGCAUGACCCGUUUUCUGUAUGUUCGUUGUUCCGACAGUUUCGAGUUUCUUCAGACUCUCAAGACAUUACAUCGUCGCUUAGAAAGGGAGAAAGAAGUUCACCUGCUCAUGAUUGACAGCAUUGGGGCUUUUCAUUGGAUGGAUCGUGCAUCUAUAUUCUUAUCUCUAAAAGAAAAUAACAGGAAAAAACUUUUUCUUCAAAGUGUGUCAGAAGCUGUAGUUCAGGAUAUUAAAAAGCUUCUUCAGGUGCAUCCCAUGCUCGUUAUAGCUACAAAGUCGGUGAUUUUUGGGAAUAGAUAUUCUAAAGCUGCAAUCGAGGUCAAAGGGAAUUUUAUGAAAAAUAAUUGGGAAGAAAGAAGUUCAAGAGGUGUAACGAGAAACCAUCAACACUUUGAGUAUCGUGAGUACAUGCCUUCUGUCUGGCAGUCCUUUGUUACACACAGAAUACUUGUACGUUCUUCAGAUGAUCAUUCUAUUACAGGCAGUUGUCAAAACUCCUCAUUCUAUUUGUUGGAGUGGUUAUUGCCAAGAUUGAGUUUUCCGGACAAGAUUGUAGUGAAAGAUGUAAGAACAUUAUGUUCAGAUCAUGGUUUUUACAUAAUUUUAAGGUAAUCAAACUUGGGAAUUCUAUUGGACUCUGUUGGUUGUUUUUUUAUUGAACUUGUAGGCCGGUGUUUUUGUCGAUUCAUAAAGCAUAUUUGCAGAGGAAUGUCCAUUUGUGAUCCAUUACUGCCUCUUUCAAUUGAGGCAGGACAACAGCACUGACUGAGGAUAUUCAAUCGGGAGCACCCGAAGUGUAAUUAUUGGACAAGGUACAAUCAUGUGAAAGAAACUCCACUGGAAGAUUCGUGAGCUUCCAUGAGAUAUUGACGGGAUGCACAGAAAAGGUUGGGACUUGGAAGGAUGAAGUUCAUCCCAUGUUUGGCAGCAUGUUAGCUAAAAGAAGUAAAUGAUUAGGGGUGAUAGUGAUAGAAUUUGUGAGCCCCACCACUUUCUUAUGUAUGUUCUUUUGGAGGGAAAGGAAGUAACUUUGGGGUUUUAGACUUUUAGUACAAACUUAUAUGCAUUUUCACUUCUUUUUUUAAAUUUUAUGAAACUGACGGAAUAGAAGUGUUGUUUUGUUCUCAUUAGAUGAUAGUAUACCGAAUAGGAGGGGUGAUUAUUUCUUGUAUCCAAUAAUAUUUGUUGUGUAUUUGUGUAACUGCAAUAAUGAAGAACCAAAUAUAUUUCAUUUCUUCUAUCA